This is a messenger RNA of Colletotrichum costaricense, 1125 nucleotides long. Its product is annotated as cyclophilin type peptidyl-prolyl cis-trans isomerase/CLD. Lineage: Eukaryota; Fungi; Ascomycota; Sordariomycetes; Glomerellales; Glomerellaceae. Gene Ontology annotation, biological process: protein folding; protein peptidyl-prolyl isomerization. The coding region runs from base 1 to 1125 and encodes 374 amino acids. The record is from RefSeq and is a predicted model, not a curated record. Gene Ontology annotation, molecular function: protein binding; peptidyl-prolyl cis-trans isomerase activity. The transcript has 2 exons.
AUGUCCGCUGAGGGAACCGAAAACAAGGCCGCGCGCUCGCGCGUGUUCUUUGAUAUUACAGUCGGUGGCAAGUCCGCUGGCCGUAUUACCAUGGAGCUCUACAACGACCUCGUCCCCAAGACGGCCGAGAACUUCCGCUGCCUCUGCACCGGCGAAAAGGGUCUGGGCAAAUCUGGCAAGCCUUUGCACUACAAGGGCUCUAUCUUCCACCGCGUCAUCAAGCAAUUCAUGAUUCAGGGAGGUGACUUCACGGAGGGCAAUGGUACUGGCGGCGAGUCUAUUUACGGCGCAAAGUUCGAGGAUGAGGCUUUCCCUAAGAAGCACGACCGUCCCUUCCUCCUGUCCAUGGCCAAUGCUGGGCCUAACACCAACGGCUCUCAAUUCUUCCUCACCACCGUCCCGACGCCUCACCUCGACAACAAGCACGUCGUCUUUGGCGAGGUCCUCAACGGCAAGUCCGUCGUUCGCCAGAUCGAGAACCUCCAGACCGAAUCAGGCGACAAGCCCCUCAAGGACGCCGUCAUUGCAGACUGCGGCGAAUUGACCGGAGACGCCGCUCUCGCAGCCGAUGUGAAGGCCCCGGACGCCAUGGGCGACACCUACGAGGACUUCCCCGAGGACUGUGCAACCCCGCCUGAUGCUCAGGAAGUCAUCAAGAUUGCUGCCGCCUGCAAGGAUUACGGCAACAAGGCCUUCAAGGCUGGCGACUUCAACCUCGGUCUCGAGAAGUACCAAAAGGGCCUGCGCUACAUCAACGAGGAGCCCGACUUGGAGAAGGAGCCCGCUACUACCAAGGCGGAACUCCAAGCUCUCCGCUUUACCCUCAACAACAACUCGGCCCUGCUCAACAUCAAGCUCGAGGCCUGGGAUGAUGCCGCGAAGACGGCUACGUACGCCCUUGAUGUUUCCGGAACCAAGGACGCUGACCGCGCCAAGGCCCUCUACCGCCGCGGCUUCGCCAACGUCCGCCUUAAGGACGAGGAGAACGCCAUUAAGGAUCUUGAAGAGGCGCACAAGCUCGUGCCGGAUGAUAAGGUCAUUCUCCACGAGCUUAAUGCCGUCAAGCAGAAGGCGGCCGCCCGUGCGGCCAAGGAGAAGGCGGCUUACAAGAAGUUCUUCCAAUAG